AUGAGGGCAUGCGGAUAUGAUGGAGGUUGUGAAAACACGACGUCAGACACAAAAGAGACCCAACAAAUGCUAAAAUUUGUCAUAAAGAGGAGAUCCGGACAGGAGGGAAAGCGGCAUAGAGCAGGAGGAGGAGAGGAAAACAGCGGAGGCAUACCAGGAAAAUUUUCUGUUAACACCCAAAUUACUCCCCCCAAUAUCUCUUCUUCACCCACUAAAAUCUUCUUUACUCUCCUUCUCUUUGCGGACUCCUUUGCCGGCAAGAGCGUCGCACUCGUGCAGGGAAGCACCAUCCGCGCGCUCGAGACGGCGGGCGCUCUGAAACCGGAGAUCGGCGCUGCCUUCGAAGCCCUAGGACACUAUUCCGCUCAGUCAAAAACCAAACCUUUGGAAUUCCAACCAUCCAAAUUAAUUUCCAUUAGCGCACUAGAACUGAAAUCUGUGACCGAACCUGAUACAAGAAAAGCCCAGAAAGAGGUGAAGUCGAUUGACUUCAACUGUUUGAAAUGUGAUAUCCCACCACUGCAGUUCGCGAACAGUCUUAUUCUAUACCGUAAUGCUGUGAAAAACAUGGAUCAAGGGAGGCAGGUAUUCACAGUGGACCUUCUUGAACGGUAUGCUGCAAAAGGGCGUGGAGUUAUCACUUGCAUGGCUGCUGGAAAUGAUGUCAUUGUGAUUGGAACCAGCAGAGGAUGGGUCAUCAGGCAUGAUUUUGGGCUUGGCAAUUCAUCUGAGAUUGAUCUUACUGUGGGUCGUCCUGGGGACCAGUCAAUCCACAGGGUUUUUGUUGAUCCUGGAGGGAGUCACUGUAUUGCCACCGUUGUUGGUCCUGGAGGAGCUGAAACUUUUUAUACUCAUGCCAAAUGGGCCAAACCACGAAUUUUGAGCAAGCUGAAAGGUCUUGUUGUAAAUGCUGUUGCAUGGAACAAGCAACAGAUAACUGAAGUUUCCACGAAGGAAGUUAUUCUUGGUACAGAAAAUGGUCAACUUCAUGAGCUGUCCGUGGAUGAGAAGGAAAAGAAAGAGAAGUAUAUAAAGUUUCUCUUUGAGUUAAGAGAACUUCCAGAAGCUUUUAUGGGCUUGCAGAUGGAAACGGCUAGCAUGAUUAAUGGGACUAGAUAUUAUGUGAUGGCUGUUACUCCUACACGUCUUUACUCUUUCACUGGCUUUGGGUCACUGGAAGUGAUUACUGUUAUAUUGCGUCAACGGAGAGCUGUACAUUUUGCAUGGCUUUCUGGAGCUGGUAUUUACCAUGGUGGCUUAAAUUUUGGAGGACAACAGAGCUCUUCAAGUGGAAAUGAAAAUUUUAUUGAGAACAAGGCUCUUCUGGACUACUCCAAAUUGUCUGAAGGAGCUGAAGUAGUUAAACCGAGUUCAAUGGCGUUGUCUGAAUUCCAUUUCUUGUUGCUUCUAGGGAAUAAGGUCAAGGUUGUAAACAGAAUUAGUGAGAAUAUUAUUGAGGAACUUCAGUUUGAUCAAACUUCUGAUUCAGCAUCAAAGGGUAUUAUAGGGUUGUGUAGUGAUGCCACAGCUGGUUUGUUUUAUGCAUAUGACCAAAACUCCAUCUUUCAGGUGUCUAUCAAUGAUGAAGGCCGAGAUAUGUGGAAAGUAUAUCUUGACAUGAACGAAUAUGCUGCUGCUUUAGCAAAUUGCCGUGACCCUUUUCAAAGGGACCAAGUAUACUUAGUGCAGGCUGAAGCUGCAUUUUCUUCUAAAGAUUAUUUUAGAGCUGCAUCUUUCUAUGCCAAAAUCAAUUAUAUUUUAUCAUUUGAAGAGGUCACUUUGAAGUUCAUUACUGCUGGUGAACAGGAUGCUUUGAGAACUUUCUUAUUGCGGAAGCUUGAUAAUUUGGAAAAGAGUGACAAAUGCCAAAUAACAAUGAUAUCCACUUGGGCAACUGAAUUGUACCUGGACAAGUGCGACUCCGACUCUGGUGAUGAUGGUGGUUUCGGCAGCAUAGAAGACGAUGGCAAGUGCAAGGGCAACGACGACAACAAAAAGAGAAAAAGAGAACCUAAAGUAGUGGAGCAAUUUCUGAUACUCUACUAUGGCUUUAGGCAAUUAAGUGACUCCUUCAGUUGUAUUCUUAAUCUUAAUUCUAUAAACAGACUAUUGUUGGAAGAUGACUCUGCAUCAGAGAAUAACAAUUUAGAGUACCAAUCAAUUAUUAAAGAGUUUCGUGCUUUUCUCAGUGACAGCAAGGAUGUAUUGGAUGAAACAACUACAAUGAAACUUCUAGAAAGUUAUGGAAGGGUUGAAGAAUUGGUAUAUUUUGCUAGCUUAGAAGGGCAGUAUGAGAUUGUAGUUCACCAUUACAUUCAGCAAGGAGAAUCAAAGAAAGCAUUGGAAGUGCUUAAGAAACCUUCUGUGCCUAUAGAUCUGCUGUAUAAGUUUGCUCCAGACCUCAUUGCCCUUGAUGCGUAUGAAACUGUGGAAUCAUGGAUGGCUACAAAGAAUCUGAACCCAAGGAAACUGAUUCCUGCAAUGAUGCGCUAUUCAAGCGAACCACAUGCAAAGAACGAGACACAUGAAGUUAUUAAAUAUCUUGAAUAUUGUGUUCAUCGAUUACACAAUGAAGACCCUGGAGUUCAUAACCUGCUACUUUCUUUAUAUGCAAAACAGGAAGAUGAUAGUUCACUUCUACGUUUCCUACAAUGCAAAUUUGGGAAAGGACCAGAAAAUGGUCCUGAGUUCUUCUAUGAUCCUAAGUAUGCCUUGCGUCUUUGCCUCAAGGAAAAACGAAUGCGUGCCUGUGUUCAUAUCUACAGCGUGAUGUCGAUGCAUGAAGAAGCAGUUGCUCUUGCCUUACAGGUUGAUUCAGAGCUUGCUAUGGCUGAAGCUGAUAAGGUUGAAGAUGAUGAAGAUUUGAGAAAGAAACUCUGGCUAAUGAUUGCUAAGCAUGUUGUUGAGAAAGAAAAAGGAACUAAGAGGGAAAACAUUAGGAAGGCAAUUGCAUUUCUUAAAGAAACUGAUGGCCUGCUAAAGAUUGAGGAUAUAUUACCAUUCUUUCCAGAUUUUGCUCUGAUUGAUGACUUCAAGGAGGCUAUAUGCUCAUCAUUGGAGGAUUACAAUAAGCAAAUUGAACAGCUGAAAGAAGAGAUGAAUGAUGCAACCCGUGGUGCCGACAACAUCCGAAAUGAUAUUAGUGCUCUUGCCCAAAGAUGCACUAUUAUUGAUCGAGAUGAGGACUGUGGGGUUUGCCGUCGAAAAAUUCUAAGUGCUGGGAGGGAGUUCGGCAUGGGUCGUGGUUAUACGUUAGUAGGACAAAUGGCUCCCUUUUAUAUCUUCCCGUGUGGACAUGCCUUCCACGCCCAAUGCCUGAUUGCCCAUGUGACUCGUUGUACAGUUGAUUCCCAGGCUGAGUAUAUACUGGAUCUGCAGAAGCAACUUACUUUGAUGGGCAGUGAAACAAGGAGAGAAUCCAAUGGCACCCUUUCUCCAGAAGAGUCCAUUCCUAACAUGAGCACCGCAGACAAGCUCCGGUCACAACUGGAUGAUGCAAUAGCUAGUGAAUGCCCAUUUUGUGGCGACCUGAUGAUCCGUGAGAUUUCAUUGCCUUUUAUCCAUCCCGACGAAGAGCAACUUGUGCUACUAUCAUGGGAGAUAAAACCAAGCGCUGGAAACCAGAACCAGAGAAAUAUCUCGUUACCUGCAUCUACUUAA
Molecule: messenger RNA, 3660 nt
Organism: Sphenostylis stenocarpa
Lineage: Eukaryota; Viridiplantae; Streptophyta; Magnoliopsida; Fabales; Fabaceae
Source: the annotation of a GenBank genome assembly